AAGUCUAUUGUAGAGCAAUGCGUCAAAGGAUACAAUGGAACGAUCUUUGCCUAUGGACAAACAGGAAGUGGGAAAACAUAUACAAUGCAAGGGCCGUCUAAAAUGUCAAAUGUUGUUAAUCAUAAGGACCGGGGAAUCAUUCCGCGCUUAUUUCAACUCAUCGAAAGAGAAGAACAAAUGGUCAGCUCUGUUAAAUACCUGUGCAAAGCAUCCUAUAUUGAAAUAUACAAUGAAAUGAUUUACGAUCUUCUGGAUAAUUCAACUACAGCAAGAGCAACUCGGGAGGAUAUCAAAAGAGGAGUAUAUGUUGAUGGCGUCACAGAGGAAUCGAUUCACAGUCCAGAAGACGCUUACAAAUUAUUCGAGCAAGGAUCAGCCAACCGCCAUAUCAGUGCAACAUCCAUGAACCGUGAGUCCAGUCGUUCUCACACUGUUCUGAUGUUGACCAUUCAGUCUAUGGCGCUUAUCGACGGCAUUAAUCACAUUCGUGAGUCCAGGUUCAACCUUGUGGACCUUGCCGGAUCAGAGCGUCAAAAACUAGCCAACACUGAGGGGCUCCGACUAAAAGAGGCUGGAAACAUCAAUAAAAGUCUGCUUUGCCUUGGUUCCGUUAUUAAUGCUCUGGGAGAAAUUGCAAUAGGACAUUCAAGACACGUGCAUUAUCGCGAUAGCCGACUGACAUUUUUACUCAAGGAUUCACUCGGAGGAAAUUCAAACACUUUCAUUGUCGCUAAUGUAUCACCUUCAGCCCUGUGUUAUCAAGAGAGUCUGAGUACGCUUCGCUUUGCACAACGAGCAAAGAUGAUCAGAAACAAGGUAGAGAUU
Molecule: messenger RNA, 825 nt
Organism: Lobosporangium transversale
Lineage: Eukaryota; Fungi; Mortierellomycota; Mortierellomycetes; Mortierellales; Mortierellaceae
Product: P-loop containing nucleoside triphosphate hydrolase protein
Exons: 6
Biological process (GO): microtubule-based movement
Molecular function (GO): microtubule binding; microtubule motor activity; ATP binding
Source: RefSeq, a predicted model, not a curated record